Messenger RNA from Penaeus vannamei (Pacific white shrimp), 528 nucleotides. NCBI's taxonomy places the organism in Eukaryota, Metazoa, Arthropoda, Malacostraca, Decapoda, Penaeidae. The record is from RefSeq and is a predicted model, not a curated record.
AUGGAGUUCAUAUUCCUCAUAGUGAACAGAUAUUGGGAUUAUGAACAUUCUAUGAGAGACCACUGUCAAGUCGCUCUCACCUCGAGCCACGCCACUAAGCCAUACUCACCAAACCGCAACACACUGCAGCUAAUCCACGCCACACUGUACCCAGCAAAACCAACACUACAACCAAUUGUACCCAAACCACACACAUUAAAGCACACCACACUGUACCAAACCAACCACACUACUGUACCCAAACGACACCACACCGCAACCAAACCACACCACACUGUACCCAACCCACACCACACUGUACCUAAUCCACGCCAGACUGUACCAAACGACACCACACGCAAUCAAACCACACCACACUGUACCCAAACCACACCACACUGUACCCAACCCACACCACAAUCGCCCCAUCCACACCACACUGUACCCAAUCCACACCACACCGCAACCAACCCACCCCACACCAUCGCCAAGCCACAACACACACGCACCAUACCCAAGCCACGCCACGCCGCAACCACCCAACCAUAA